This is a messenger RNA of Staurois parvus, 620 nucleotides long. NCBI's taxonomy places the organism in Eukaryota, Metazoa, Chordata, Amphibia, Anura, Ranidae. The record is from the annotation of a GenBank genome assembly.
GGUUGGGAUGAGUACGGAGUGGUGGCCAUUGGUUGGGAUGAGUGCGGAGUGGUGGCCAUUGGUUGGGAUGAGUACGGAGUGGUGGCCAUUGGUUGGGAUGAGUACGGAGUGGUGGCCAUUGGUUGGGAUGAGUACGGAGUGGUGGCCAUUGGUUGGGAUGAGUGCGGAGUGGUGGCCAUUGGUUGGGAUGAGUACGGAGUGGUGGCCAUUGGUUGGGAUGAGUGCGGAGCGGUGGCCAUUGGUUGGGAUGAGUACGGAGUAGAGGCCAUUGGUUGGGAUGAGUACGGAGUAGUGGCCAUUGGUUGGGAUGAGUACAGAGUAGUGGUCAUUGGUUGGGAUGAGUACGGAGUGGUGGCCAUUGGUUGGGAUGAGUACGGAGUGUGGUGGCCAUUGGUUGGGAUGAGUACGGAGUGGUGGCCAUUGGUUGGGAUGAGUACGGAGUGGUGGCCAUUGGUUGGGAUGAGUACGGAGUGGUGGCCAUUGGUUGGGAUGAGUACGGAGUGGUGGCCAUUGGUUGGGAUGAGUACGGAGUAGUGGCCAUUGGUUGGGAUGAGUACGGAGUAGUGGCCAUUGGUUGGGAUGAGUACGGAGUAGUGGCCAGUGGUUGGGAUGAGUACGGA